Messenger RNA from Lotus japonicus, 1408 nucleotides. RefSeq names its product protein SENSITIVE TO PROTON RHIZOTOXICITY 1-like. Lineage: Eukaryota; Viridiplantae; Streptophyta; Magnoliopsida; Fabales; Fabaceae. The record is from RefSeq and is a predicted model, not a curated record. Bases 203 to 1279 code for a protein of 358 amino acids. The transcript has 2 exons. Gene Ontology annotation, biological process: response to aluminum ion; response to acidic pH.
GUCAACAGAAACAUCAUUCUGCCUUUGAGAAAGUUCGUUCGAAGCUGGUUCAUAAUCAUAUAAUAACAUGUUUAAAAUUUAAUUACUGAAUGAGAGAGUCAAUGCAACACCACAUCCCAACAGAGAACCCUUCCCUAUCUCUUCCACUGCCCCCUAUUACUCUUUCAUCCAUUGAAUGUCCUACUAAUUCCUGAGCCUAACGAUGUCAAAUCUGGAUCCGGAUUCGCAAGCCACCACGACCCGGAAACUUCACCCGCACGAGGAUCCGAAUUUCACCGCCGCAGACCCUCAUGUUCCGCUUCGGAACCUCUUCCUGGUUCGGACCACGAUGGAUUCUCUGCAUCAUUUCUUAUCUCAAUCCAUCAACACCAACUCUCCCCUCGCCGCAGAUCAAAUAACCGCCGUCUCCAACCAGAUCGUCUCCGCCCUCCAUCAGACCGUCGUCAACGGCGCCGCCCUUGUAUCCUGCUCCCAAAAUCUCACCUCCGCCGCCGGAGCCUCUGUCCUCCCGCCGACUAUCUCCAUUCCGGAGAAAUCAGUGAAGCAGACGCUCGAUUCGAAGGUUGAGUUUGCAGAAGACGACACCGUCGAAGGCCGCGACGGCGAUUGGGAGAUCGUGGAGCUUGACGCGGUGGAGCUUCUCGCGGAGCACAUCCACUUCUGCGAGAUCUGCGGGAAAGGCUUUCGGCGCGACGCGAAUCUCCGGAUGCACAUGCGCGCGCACGGGAACCAGUUUAAGACAGCGGAGGCUCUGGCGAAGCCGCUGGUGGAAGAUGCCGGCGGUCAGCGGGAGAGGCGGUUCUCAUGUCCGUUCAAAGGGUGCAACCGGAACAAGCGGCACCGGAGGUUCAGGGCGUUGAAAUCGGUGGUUUGCGUGAGGAACCAUUUCAAGAGGAGCCACUGCCCGAAGAUGUACGCGUGCGACCGGUGCCACAAGAGGAAGAGCUUCUCCGUGCUCUCCGACUUGAAGAGCCACAUGAGGCACUGCAGCGAGUCGAGGUGGAGGUGCUCGUGCGGGACUACCUUUUCUAGGAAGGACAAGUUGUUUGGACACAUUGCCCGGUUUGAGGGUCACGUGCCUGCGAUAGCGUUGGACGAAAUAGGGGAGAAAGGGAAGCACGUGGUGGAGGAAAAUGAAGAAGAUCCAAUUAAGGAAGAUGAACUGAGCAAUUGUUUUCUGAAUGAUGAUGGGUUGCCGGAAGGGUUCUUUGAUGAUUUUGGCUCAAUUGAUAACUAUUGUUUGCGGGAAGUUUUGGGAUUUCCUAGUAGUUUCAAAUGAUACUUCAGAUUUUCAAGCAUUACUACAUUACACAUAUGGAUUUGUAGGGCUAGGAUAUUCGUCUAUAUUAUACAUUUUGUUUUUUCAAGCAUUACUACAUUAUAUAUAUAUAUGUCUAUUUUUCUUAAA